GCUCAAACUAGUUUCACUUCUCAGAAAGUGAAACUCAGACAGUCAUUGUUACUGAGAGCUGAAAUGGCACAACAAGGAGCUCAGCUGGACCGAGAAAACUUUUCUUGUUCGAUCUGUUUGGAUCUAUUGAAAGAUCCAGUGGCUAUUCCCUGUGGACACAGCUACUGCAUGAGCUGUAUUAACAACUUCUGGGAUGGAGAGGAUAAGAAGGAAAUCUACUGCUGCCCUCAGUGCAGACAGACCUUCACACCGAGGCCUGUCCUGAUGAAAAACACCAUGUUAGCAUUUUUGGUGGAGCAGCUGAAGAAGACUGGACUCCAAGCUGCUCCUGCUGAUCACUGCUAUGCUGGACCUGAAGAUGUAGCCUGUGAUUUCUGCACUGGAAGGAAGCUGAAAGCCAUCAAGUCCUGUCUGCAGUGUCUGGCCUCUUACUGUGAGAAACACCUCCAGCCUCAUUAUGAUGUAGCUCCACUAAAGAAACACAAGCUGGUCAACCCCUCUGAGAAACUUCAGGAGAACAUCUGCUCUCGUCAUGAUGAAGUGAUGAAGAUGUUCUGUCGUACUGAUCAGCAGAUUAUCUGUUAUCUCUGCCCUGUGGAUGAACAUAAAGGCCACGACACAGUCUCAGCUGCAGUAGAAAGGACUGAGAGGCAGAGAGAGCUCGAGAUUAAUCGAGAAAACAUCCAGCAGAGAAUCCAGGACAGAGAGAAAGAUGUGAAGCUGCUUCAACAGGAGGUGGAGGCCGUCAGUCUCUCUGCUGAUAAAGCAGUGGAGGACAGUGAGAAGAUCUUCACUGAGCUGAUCCAUCUCCUCCAGAAAAGAAGCUCUGAUGUGAAGCAGCAGAUCAGAUCCCAGCAGGAAACUGAAGUGAGUCGAGUCAAAGAGCUUCAGGAGAAGCUGCAGCAGGAGAUCACUGAGCUGAAGAGGAAAGACGCUGAACUGAAGCAGCUCUCACACACAGAGGAUCACAACCAGUUUCUACACAACUACCCCUCAGUGUCACAACUCAGUGAACCUACAGACUCAUCCAGCAUCAAUAUCCGUCCUCUGGGAUACUUUGAGGAUGUGACAGCAGCUGUGUCAGAGCUCAGAGAUAAACUACAGGACAUCCUGAAAGAGGAAUGGACAAACAUCUCACUGACAGUGACUGAAGUGGACGUUUUACUGUCAGAUUCAAAAGCAGAGCCCAAGACCAGAGCUGGAUUCUUGAGAUAUUCAUGUGAAAUCACUCUGGAUCCAAACACUGCAUACAUGAAGCUGUUAUCUGAGGGGAACAGAAAAGCAAAACUAAUGAGUCAACAACAGUCUUAUUCUGCUCACCCAGACAGAUUCACUGUAUAUGAACAGGUCCUGAGUAGAGAGAGUCUGACUGGACGUUGUUACUGGGAGGUGGAGUGGAGUGGAGGAGGAGUUCGUGUAGCAGUUGCAUACAAGAAUAUCAGCAGAGCAGGAAACUCAAAUCAAUGUGGAUUUGGACUCAAUGACAAAUCUUGGGCUUUAAAAUUUUACAAUAACUGUUAUACAUUUUGGUUCAACAACAUCUCAACUCCUGUCUCAGGUCCUCAUUCCUCCAGACUAGGAGUGUACCUGGAUCACAGAGCAGGUAUUCUGUCCUUCUACAGCGUCUCUGAAACCAUGAAUCUCCUCCACAGAGUCCAGACCACAUUCACUCAGCCUCUCUAUGCUGGAUUUAAGCUUAUAGAUUAUGGAGCCACAGCCGAGUUGUGUAAACUCAAAUAGAAGUCAUUUCAGACUCAAGACAGACUUUUUUGUCUCCAUGUUUCUGAACUGCACAGAGAUCAGCUGUCAAUCAAACUUAGAUUAUCAACCAUUUCUUUAUUUGCUAUGUUAAUGUUUUUGUUCAAUUCACUUUGUCCUGUGUGUUUUUGACCAUGGAGGGUAUCUCUGCUCAUGAUGAUG
Molecule: messenger RNA, 1920 nt
Organism: Scomber japonicus (chub mackerel)
Lineage: Eukaryota; Metazoa; Chordata; Actinopteri; Scombriformes; Scombridae
Product: tripartite motif-containing protein 16-like
Exons: 1
Coding region: 64-1740 (558 amino acids)
Molecular function (GO): zinc ion binding; protein binding
Source: RefSeq, a predicted model, not a curated record